Molecule: messenger RNA, 4459 nt
Organism: Portunus trituberculatus (swimming crab)
Lineage: Eukaryota; Metazoa; Arthropoda; Malacostraca; Decapoda; Portunidae
Source: RefSeq, a predicted model, not a curated record
UGAAGGUCGGUGUGAGGUGCCAGGCGACGGGGCACCACUCGCCCGUGGGCCAUUCACGAGACUGGCACGGCGCCGCAACACUGCACGCUAUCAAGAGGAGGAGGAAGAUAAGCAUAAUCAACAAAGGAAGACACGAAUAAAGUAAAAAAAAAAAAAAAAAUGAAGACAUGAGAAGGAAAAAAAGGACAAAAGAUUAAAAAACGAGUGAAGUGUAGAACAAAAGAGAAAUAAAGAUUGGUGAUAAAACGAGAAUAAGACAAAGAUGAUCAAACUGAGGAAGCAAGUGAAGUGAAAUCUCGCUAAGUAGAACACCAUCAUGAAGGAAGAGAAGGAAUCCAUCUUUCCCUUCAGACGGAAAAGCACAAACAGACUUUCCCUUCACCUGGAGAGGAAGAAGGAGAAGAAGGAAGAUGGCCAACUCAAACGCGCUUCCUGGUCCUCUUUCCCACUCCUCCGUUUCUCCUCCUCCUCUUCCUCCUCCUCCUCCUCCUCCUCCCCAGCGGUUCCCGACAAGAGGGGUUUCGGGAGGAAGUGCAACAGUUCAGAGGAGAUCAAGCACUUAGGGAACAAGAACUCAAAGGGAAACUUCCAAAGGGGAUCAAACGCCAGUAUUCGCAGCUCUGUGUCCACGUCCUCAGCCUCAUCCACCUCCUCCAGCGUGCGCACGGGCGGCUCCAGCUCCAUCACUAGCAUCCUGGAGGGCUCGGGCUCAGACACCUUCUCCUGUGACUCUUACGGCGGGACUGUGAGUGACAGCCACCACUACUCGAGCAGCAGACUACCCAACGAGGCCACGCACCCCAGCCACCACGCUCACGGCCAUGCCACGAGGGCGGGGAGAGAUGACAGCCUCUCCCUUCCUUCACUGGGGCCAGAUGGCGGGAGCAGCAACACCCUGGGCGACACCUCCCCUAGGAUAGUGUACGCGCACCGCAAGACCCAGGACGUGCAGCACAGGUCACGGAAACAGCUGGUGCAGGAGCUCGAGUCAGUGAGGACUGGCUCCCUCCCUGGUGGGCUCGAGGCGCAUGUGCAGAGGACUAAACAGCUCGAGAAUAAGUUAUCCAUCCCUGCGACGGAGAAAGCCAAGCCAAAGCAGAAGAAGAGUUUCAGUUUCAUCCAUAAUUCUAAGUUUCUGGGUCGCCUCGAGGCUCGGACGAGGCGGGAAGCUAAGGGGACGUGUGAGGAGGAGGUCACGACGGAUUAUAGAGACGCAGGAUGUGGAGAUAAGAAGGCAGCAGCAUCCUCUAUCCAACCCUUGCUACCUCAUCACCAGGAGGCCUCGCCAGUACACCUCAGCCUCCACCAACGCAGCACGCCAGGCCGCCACUCUCCGCCUCUCCCGCCGCCACCGCCCGCUCCACGACUAGAGGCCCCGCGCUCCUCGCCAGCAGAGUACCGCCGCCACCAGGACACAGCUUCACUACACACCCCCUCGCCGCCACGGUACAACCACUCGCCCUCACCCUCACCUCAAGCACAGCACCACUCCCCGGGACGCCCCGCGUUUGCCUCAGCAAACCACAGUCAGUCAGUAACGAUCACCAGAUCCCCUCCACCUCCACCCUUCCUCACCCAGACAGACGAACAAGCUUCCCCGCCACAGUACUCCCUUGCUGCCUUCCUUAACGAGGCAUUCGGUAGCAGUGGCAGCAGCAGCAGUAUCAACACGAGCACCACCAACACCACCACCAACAACGGAAGUUUACCAGAGAGUCCGAGCGUGAAAACCCCAACCAUCACCACUACCACCACCACAAGCGUCACCGAAACCACCACGCAGCAGCAGAGCCAGCCGAGCAGUCGCUACACGGAGGCGUACAACCCGAGGUACCUGGAGACGAGCUUCGAUUCACCUUCAGAUUUUGUCAUUGAGAGGAACUACGCCAACCUGCUGCCCGAGAUACGUGACAUAUACCACCACGUGCUGCUUAAGGGCAAGGAUCCCCGCCUGCCGCUGUCCAGAAGUGAAUACGGCGACUUGGAAUUAAAGCAGCACUUCCUUGGCGUGAUCGGAGACACUAUCGAGGAGGAGGAGGAGGAGGAGGCAGCGGAGAGUGAGAGUGAGAUAGGGGAUUUGUUGUGCCAGGUGGAUAGCGAGUGCUUCGAGCGGACCAUGGAGGACAGGCUGGAGGAGAUGGCCGGCAAGGAGGAGGUGGACGCGGAGUGUGCACCGCUGGACGACGCCAAGGAGGGGGAGGAAAUCAAGGGAAGGAAGAGGACAGAACUCAAGCUGAAGCUGAUCAAGCCGGAGAAUAACAUGGUGAAAAGGGUUCAGAAGAGUCGCCUGCUGCGCCACAUCUCAGAGGAGAGCGAGUCUAUCAACAGCGCCGGGGAGGAAGAGAUCGAACUGAGGACGCCAAGCACGCCAAGGAGUCCUGCCAUCGACAUCGACAACGCCUUCGAGCUGAAACACCGUGAGAUCGCCGAGGACACUGACGAGAUGUCCCGCCUACGUGACCUGACGACGAGACUUCAGCUGACUACGAGGCGCCCUUCCUUCCUGGACUGGGCGGCGGUGCUGAAGGAGCGAGGGAAGCAGGUGGGCGAGGCGCUGGCCACCCACACGCCCACGGUGAUGGACGGGCGGGAGGAAGAGCAGGAGGCCGAGGAGGAACUGAGCAUGGACAGAAGGAAACAUAAUUUGCAAACUGCCGUGGAAUGGGUCAGAAAAGAGCUGACGGACAUGAGGCAGCAGGAUCAACAGCUGGCCAGACAAUUGCUACAGCUUCGCGUGGAGGUGCAGCGGCUACGGUUGGUGAACUCCUGCCUGGCCACCUCGUGUCUGCUGGAGGAGGUGGCGAGCGGGGCAGAGGAGGCGCGUAUGCUGGAAACCUCAGACUUAUGUGACCUUCCCCCAGAUCUGAGGGAGACCUUUUCGCCCGUGCUGAGAGAGAUGGGCCUGACCAGAAUGAACAUAACAAGUCGACGCUUCUCUCUACGGUGAUGCAGGACGAGCCAUACUGAGACAAGCACGAAGAGCAAAGAAACCCAGGAGUGUGAGCGAAAGAAAACGAAACGGAGUGACAUGUGACGCGUGAAAGAAAAAGAGAAAAGAAUGGAAAGAAAUUAAUGAAGAAAAGAAACAUGGUGACGAAAUGGCAGAGAGAGAGAGAGAGAGAGAGAGAGAGAGAGAGAGAGAGAGAGAGAGAGAGAGAGAGAGAGAGAGAGAGAGAGAGAGAGAGAUCUGUUGUCCUUCAUUUAUACAUUAACUUCAUGUAAAUACCCGUAUAUACUCUCACUCUCACUCUCUCUCACUCUCACUCUCUCUCUCUCUCUCUCUCUCUCUCUAGCAGGUGUUCUUCCUAACCUAAUCCUCCGCCUCUAUUCUCCUCUCACACACGCACAUAAGCCCUUCCUCCACUACUUCCUCUUGUUUUCCCGCUCUUUUUGUCUCUUCCAGUCCUCCCACGCAGCCUGUGUCAUCUCAGUCUUUUUUUUUAUCUCAUCCUUGACGGCGCUCUUGAUAAUUUCUCCCUUGACGCUUCAGAAGACAAGUUUCCUUAUUGUUUUCGUCCUUCACUUGUUUUUUUUUUUUUUCUCUCUAUUUGAUUUGUGUUACUUUUUUUUGUCAACUGUGCGUUUUUUUUUUCUAUUUUCCGUUGUUUUUAGUUUGUUUUGUUGUAUCCUUUUUUUUCGUUUUCUUCCACUGGUCUUCCGUUUUCUUCUUGUUCACUGUUUUCAUGUCUCUCGGUUUUCGCACCAUCCACGAACACAUUUACAUAUUUUCCUCUUAUUUCUUCCUAUAUUUCAAAACAUGUCUUGCUUUCUAACUCUACAGUGUCACAAACCUACACUUGCGUUAAAACUUCUCUUCUCGCCCAGCCCUACUUCUCUUCUCUACACCAUUCUUCACUAAACUAUUCUCGUAUUAAAAUCACUCGCUUACUAACUCUACACUUUCACAAACCUACACUUGCAUUAAAACUCGUCUUCUCUACACCAUUCUUCACUAAACUAUUCUCGUAUUAAAAUCACUCGCUUACUAACUCUACACUUUCACAAACCUACACUUGCAUUAAAAUUGGACUUCUUUAUCUACACCAUUCUUCAUUAAACUAUUCUCUUAUUAAAAAUUAUCUUGCUCACUAACUGUACACUUUCACAAACCUAUACUUCCAUUAAAACUCGUCUUCUCUUCACCAUUCUUCAUUAAACUAUUCUCGUAUGAAAAAUUCUCUUGCUUACUAAGUCUACAAUUCGUCACAAACCUACACUUGCAUCAAAACUGGUAUUAUUCUUCAUUAAACUGUUCUCUUAUUAAAAGUUCUCUUGCUUCCUGAUCCUACACCUUCACAAACCUACACUUGCAUUAAAAUUGGUCUUCUCUAUAUCACUUUUCAUUAAACUACUCUUCUUUGCUCACUAACUCUACAACUCGUCACAAAUCUACACAAACCUACUCUUGUAUUGAUUACUUUCCACACGAUUUAUCAUUAAAAUAUUCUUGUAUCAAAAA